This is a messenger RNA of Saprolegnia diclina VS20, 1833 nucleotides long. RefSeq lists its product as hypothetical. The record is from RefSeq and is a predicted model, not a curated record. The transcript has a single exon. Lineage: Eukaryota; Oomycota; Saprolegniomycetes; Saprolegniales; Saprolegniaceae. The coding region runs from base 1 to 1833 and encodes 610 amino acids.
AUGUACUGGUCGCUGGCCAACGAUCUCUCGGCGGUCGCCUCCAACACAUCCGGUAUUGGUGGUCGCAGUCUACUACGGUCCAGUGCCACCUAUGCGUAUGCCAACACGUCUCUUUCCAGCGUCUACGUCCUCAACGGCACGCUGGCAUCGCCCUUGACCCGCGGCUUUCAGCUUACAACGGCGCUCUUUGGUCCCUACGGCUCGAUCGACAUGGUGUAUGUGCCCCCGCCGGUCGCUUUGCAGCAGCUCAUGUCGUAUCUGCUGGAUGCGACGCGGACGUCCCUCGCCGGCAACCUCGCCGCCCAAGGCGCGUACUUCAACAUUACCCCCCUCGACCUCUCGCGGCCAGUACCCUCGUUGUGGCUCACGUCGCGUUUGGUUACGUUUGGCGGCUCACCGCUGUGCCCCGAAGCCUUGUCGGGCGGUGCGCUAACGACCGCGGGUCUCGGCACGCUCGUGUCGUACGACGGCAUUUGCUUGACAUCCACGGGCACCGUCAAGGUGCAACCCACCCGGCAGCAGUACAUUCUAUCUGCGAUUCUCGCGGGGCUUCAGAUGACCGACAACAUGACGGCGAUCUGCGCGCUCGACCCAUCGUUCACGGCGCAGUGCGCAGUCUACUUGCCGCGCACGCUCGGCUACAUUCAGCAGUACAUGCAGCUACCGUCAUCAAUGGCAAUUGAUGUGGCCAACAUGCACCAGCGAAUCGCAGGGAUGAAUAUAUCCGCCAUGAUUUACGCCCGGACAAGUACAAACACGUCGUUGCCGCUCACCCUUCGUGUGCUCAACCUGCUCGACGACCGCGAACGAAGCUUCAAGUUUUUCGCGUGGCUCUUCUUCUACGACUGGGUCUUUGGCAUCCGCGAAGUCAUUUCGUUUCAAGGCGACGACGGCGGGUUGUCGCUCAUGAGCGAUCUUUCGACGCCGCUCUCCCAAGCGACCCAGGCGUGGGAGGUCCCCGCCAACAUUGCCCAGUACCUUCGCGCGGGUGUCCUCUACGUCACCGGCGUCAUGAUCGCUGUCGCCGGUCUCGCGUUCGUCUACAUCAUGGCAGGUCGGGGGCAGUUUGAGGGCCUCAACAUGCUCGAGCUCGGCCGGGUUGGCGGCAUUGUCUGGGUCGGUCGGCCCUUCUUGCUGCUCCGAAGCAUGACGGCCAUCUGUGUGCUCUCGACCGCCACACUGCAGCUGCAGAAUUCGGGCUAUUUGAGCUACUUUGCGACCGUCCAAGAUCCGUGGUACAAGACAUUUUUGGCAGCGAAUGAAGUCACGUGGCUGAUUACGAUCGUCAACGACAUCUUUCUCGUGUUCACCGGCGACUAUGCGUCGUACUAUGUCACCCCCAACGGCUUUGUCGUCUGGGUCUUUGCGUCGGCCGUCACGGUCGCAUCGCCCGUGACACCGGCCACGACCAUCGACUUGCACUGCCGCCUCGAGCAAGUCGACUUGUACGCUGUGUGUACCGCCGGCGACAUUGCCAUUGGUAGCUCCCAGCGUAUGCUUCUCUUGGCGUCGGCCGUGCUCCUCUCGCAGGUCCUCUCGUUCGCCACCGCCCGGCUCUGUAUCCGAGUCGCGCCGUCGAACCCCGUCACGUCGCUCUUCAUGUCGUCGGGUGCAAAGUUUCUGUUUGUGCCGGGGCCCUGGAUGGACGGCGAUGUCUACUAUGUGGACCGUGCGUCUGCUGUUCUCGACGGGCUGCUGACGUGGCGACUCGAUGCCAAGCGGCUCGUGGUCCUCGACGUCAAGAGCUGGCGCAUCUUCAUGAUCCCUGUCGACACGAUGCACCCGAUUAGCCCUGCGUUCGCCGCGGCCGUUCCUCUGAUCAACGAUGUCUAG